Messenger RNA from Monomorium pharaonis (pharaoh ant), 2932 nucleotides. It is a transcript of the gene Usp30, whose product is annotated as ubiquitin carboxyl-terminal hydrolase 30 homolog. Bases 285 to 1709 code for a protein of 474 amino acids. Gene Ontology annotation, molecular function: cysteine-type deubiquitinase activity; cysteine-type endopeptidase activity. Gene Ontology annotation, cellular component: nucleus; cytosol. The transcript is spliced from 6 exons. The record is from RefSeq and is a predicted model, not a curated record. Gene Ontology annotation, biological process: protein deubiquitination. Lineage: Eukaryota; Metazoa; Arthropoda; Insecta; Hymenoptera; Formicidae.
CGCCGAGUGAUCUCGCGCACCCGACCGACUCACGACCUUUGCGGGAAGGGUAAUCGCUUCCCCGGCGAUUUUUCGGCGGCACUUGGUGUUGCUUGUUGUCUCGUCGUCUACGUAAAGCUCGUCAUCGGGGACACGUCUCGGGAAGAAGGAAAUAAGUCGCGAAAGUAUGACCGAACGAAGGUCGGGGGCGAGCUGCAUUAGCCGGAACGUAAAUUAAAGCGUAUAGCGCUCCGUCGUACUCAGGGACUCUCGGUGGAAAAAGUAACUGAUCAACUCGGUACGCGAUGGACGUGGAAAAGAUCGCGAUGUUCGCCGGCGUGGGCUUCGCCAUCGCCGUCGGCCUCUUUGUCCUGUGGGGUCCGUCACCCAAGCCCAGGAAAAAAGGUCAAGUUGUUGGGAUCAACAAUUUGGGAUACACAUGUUUCCUGAAUUCUCUUUUGCAAGCACUAGCUGCUUGCCCCUCAUUUAUUUUCUGGCUUCAGAAACAGCAGGAGAAGAAAGAUAGAAACUUUGCUGACACACUAGUUUCUGUUCUUAAAAAAAUCAAUGGUUUUGCCGACGACUUAUAUGGCAAUGUGACACCCGUCGAGAUUAUUUCUUCCGUUGGCUCAUUAUGGAAUUUCGGGCCUGGUCAUCAAGAUGCUCAUGAGUUGUUUCACGUGGUUCUUAGCGCAUUAGAUGCUGAAAUGCAACCUACAAAUAGGAAAGGUUGUUUGUCCGAUGCACUACCACCAAGUCCAAUUAUCAAACUAGAUGUAAGAGCAACGGGCGAUACAUUGAAUCUUAGAAGCGCCUCUUGCAAUGAUAUCGCGUCAGUAAAAAAUGAUUCUGACAACCCGAAGGGUUUUGAUAAGAAUUGUAACAAUCAAAUGAUGACUUCAACCUCGUCCAUAUCUAGUACAUCUCCAAGCACGUGUAAGCCUGGUAUGAUCCUCGCUAGAUCUUCGGAGCUGUUGUCGCGAAGCAUUCAAAGCAACGGUGACUGCACGAGCCUCUUCAGAUCGUGGAAGUCUCUGUGCACUAUGUCGUUAACAAACAUUCCCUUGGUGUCACUGGAAACGCAUCCAUUCUCAGGUCUUAUCACUAGCCAAGUUCAGUGCAGCAACUGUUUGUGGAAGUCGUCAGUGCGUUACGAUAAGCUUGAAACUUUAUCGUUACCAUUACCGCCGCUUACUUCGUCGUUCGUGUCGCAACAUCACACUUUGGAGUGGCUGCUGUCGCAUUUUGUAGACAGCGAAAUUGUGCGCGAUGUGCAAUGCGACGGAUGCUCAUCGCGUUGUACUGCCAUCAAAACUCUUACCCUCGGCAAACUGCCAAAAUGUUUAUGUUUGCACAUCCCAAGGACCACGUGGAGCUCCUCGGGCAUGCCAAUUAAAAGGGAUGAUCAAAUCACGUUCCCUGAAUUUCUGGUGCUAGAUCCCUAUACUUAUACAGAAACAAAAAAGAGAAGCGCCCAGGGCGAUGCAAAGUAUCUUGGUAACAGUUUCAUGGCGAUACAGGGUAAACAUAAAUAUCGGUUGUGCGCGGUAAUUGAGCACCGCGGCCCGGUGGAUUCCGGCCACUUCGUCUGCUUCAGACGCGGAAACAAGACAGAUCAAUGGUUGUACACGUCCGACGUUAUUGUCGAGAGUGUAUCGUUGACGCAGGUGCUGCUCGCCAGCCCGUACUUACUCUUCUACGAGCGUAUCAACAGCGUUUAUUCUAGCUAGGAACAAAUUUUUUCAAGUAAUAGGCAAUCUAUAGAAAUUACGACAAAAUAACGUGAAUUAAUUAAUAACCAAACCGCUCUUUUUAGCCAUGCUUUCUCUCUUACGCUUCCGGCAUUUCAAGCAAAGCAAUUUAUAUAAAUAACGGAAAUAUGUACGGAAGUAGAGUUGCAAGGAACUUAUGAAUAUAGAAAACACAGCUGGAAAGAACGGAAAAUUUGCGAAAUACAAGAGACUGUCGAAUUUUCCAUAAUGAUUUUAGUAUCGUUCGAUGUUGCGCGAUAUUACUUUGUUAUAAUAUAUGACUAUAAAGUGUGUGGUCCCUAGGUAAUAUUUUAUAGCAACAACAAAAUGUAUCAAGUAUAUAUAAUCUAAUUCAGAAGUAUUUCAUUCGCGACGGAUGCGUUAAUAAUUGCCAUUAUUAAACGCUGACAAAUCAGCCGGAAUAGUAUAAUGGAACGAAAAUUUCUUGCUUCUAUAAUCACGUAGUGAUUUUUUAAAUAGAUUUCUACUAGAAAAGACUGUCAAUUCUUAAAAAUCAUUUGAUCAGUUUUUCAUUAUAUCUUUAUUUUAACGAAGACUAAAAUCGUGCCAAAUUCGAAAUCGAAUUAAAUUUAUUGAGGGAGUUAAUCGCGAUCUUGUAUUUUUUAUUACGUUUAUAUUUGGAGCUCUUUGAGCUUUCGCGUAUAUAGUGCAAUUGUUAAAAAUAUUACUAGUAUUAAAGACUGCGAAUUUGUUAUAAUUUGUAUAUAUAGAAAUUUUUUUCCUUUCUCUUGUUGGCAUAAAGGAACAUGCGAAUUACCAGAAUAAAUUUACAUUAAGAACAUUAGGUAUAUGAAUGUAAUGUAAUUUGAAGUCUUAUAAAAAAUAUAUUAAAAUGAAAUAAAAUUUAAAGUGUAAAACCCAGAUAUUUAUCCAAAACUCCAUAAUGAUUUUUCUUUUGUCGCACUGAUGACAUAUAGCAAAAAUUAUGUAUUUUAUGCAAAUACAUAUAUUUUACUAACUUCACAUUUGAUCCGUGACGAUCCGUCAAAACCCUGUUCACAGUGUAUUUAAUAGACGUACGAGACAGCUUCGUAUUAGCAAAAUCCAUCCAUUAACAUUUUUGUGUGACCGUAAUUUAAGACGUUGCGCGUCUUGCGAUUGCAAACCGAUGUAUUAUCGCUCAUUGUUAUUAUAUAUAAAGCAAACUUAAAAGUAAAUAUAGAUUGUUAAUCAUCGUAAAA